AUGGGGAGAGGAAGUGCGGCCAGAAGAAACUUCGCUCAGAGUUGUUCGCUCCUGUUUGCCGUUCUAGACCAAGUAACCAUGGAGACCACUGUGGCGAGACCCCUGCUCGCGGUGACCAUGGUCUUGCUCCUCGCCAUGCCCACCGCGAGUGGCGGCACCAUCACCAUGUCGUUCGCCUCGGAGGAGGUCGCGUCGGAGGAGGCCCUCCUCUCUCUGUACGAGCGGUGGGCGCAGCACUUCGGGAAGGCUCUCCCAAGUGGAGGAGCACGCGGCAGCACCCGCUUCGCCGUCUUCGCGCAGAGUGUCCGGCUCGCGCACCAGCGCGGCCCGGGCAAACUGAAGCUCAACGAGUUCGCUGACACCGCCCUGAGCAACGACUACAGCAUCCGCUGCUACAUUCCGCUGGCGCGAGCCGGCGUCCCUGAGGGCCAGAGGAGAAAAUACCCAGACCCACCGGCGUCCAUGGACUGGCGCACCGGGGGGCGUCGUGACGCCGGUCAGGGAUCAAGGAACACACUGUGGAAGCUGCUGGGCUUUUGCAACCGCAUCGGCCAUUGA
This is a messenger RNA of Triticum urartu, 558 nucleotides long. Lineage: Eukaryota; Viridiplantae; Streptophyta; Magnoliopsida; Poales; Poaceae. The record is from RefSeq and is a predicted model, not a curated record.